AUGCCUCGUCCAGGGAGAAACACUUACAGCGACCAGAAACCACCUUACUCCUACAUCUCCCUUACUGCCAUGGCGAUCCAGAGCUGCCCGGAGAAGAUGCUUCCCCUCAGUGAAAUUUACAAGUUCAUCAUGGAUAGAUUCCCUUAUUACAGAGAAAACACUCAGCGGUGGCAAAACUCUCUACGACACAACUUGUCAUUCAACGACUGCUUUAUCAAAAUCCCCCGGCGCCCAGACCAGCCAGGUAAGGGCAGUUUCUGGGCAUUGCACCCCAGUUGCGGGGACAUGUUUGAGAAUGGAAGUUUCUUGAGACGCCGCAAAAGGUUCAAAGUGUUGGGUGCGUCUGAUCAUUUGGCCUCCAGUAAGCAGUCAGAUGCUGCACAUUACCUCCAGCAGCAAGCCAAACUGAGACUGAGCGCCCUGGCAGCCACUGGCACACACCUGCCCCAAAUGUCAACUUACAACCUCGGAGUGUCUCAGACGUCAACUUUUAAGCAUCCGUUUGCCAUCGAGAACAUCAUCGCCAGAGAGUACAAGGUCCCGGGAAGUCUGGCGUUCUCCACCAUGCAGUCCAUGUCUGCCGGGUACCCGCUCCACAACCAGCUGACGACAGCCUGGCCCCACAUGUACAGCACCAGCGUGAUUGACACUGCGGCCCCAAUCUCCAUGGCAAGCAGCGACUACAGUGCCUAUGGCGUGCCCAUCAAGUCCCUGUGUCACGGUGGACAGUCGUUACCGGCUAUCCCUGUACCAAUCAAGCCCACCCCGACCUCAAUGGCCGGUUUCUCGGCGUUACCUCCACACAUCCCCGCGUUUCUAUCAAACUCUCCACAAUCUCUGAGCCCGACGUCCCCACAGACAGCGACGAGCCAAAGCAGCCCCGCGACCCCGAGCGAGACUCUGACGAGCCCCUCCACACUGCAGUCGGUGGCUGUGCACUGA
Scomber scombrus (Atlantic mackerel) is the source of this 942-nucleotide messenger RNA. RefSeq names its product forkhead box B1a (gene foxb1a). NCBI's taxonomy places the organism in Eukaryota, Metazoa, Chordata, Actinopteri, Scombriformes, Scombridae. The record is from RefSeq and is a predicted model, not a curated record. Gene Ontology annotation, molecular function: DNA-binding transcription factor activity, RNA polymerase II-specific; RNA polymerase II cis-regulatory region sequence-specific DNA binding. Gene Ontology annotation, biological process: cell differentiation; anatomical structure morphogenesis; regulation of transcription by RNA polymerase II. The transcript has a single exon. The coding region runs from base 1 to 942 and encodes 313 amino acids.